GAGCGGGCGGAGGGGCCCACCCCGGGAGGCUCGGCUGUCGGGGUGCGGUCCUGGAAAGCGAACUCUGGUUCCGCUGUCGUGCACGCAGUCGCACGCGCUGUCGCACUCUCCUUUGCUUCUACUUCUCUCGGCCGACGGGCCUGCGGAGCGGGGGUCUCUGGUCGCGUGCGUGGUGGCAGAGCGCGAUGAGGCGUGCGGUGCUUCGGCUUUGCACCUUGAGCAAGGGCCUGCUUACUCCUGGCAGAGGACUGACUCAAGGAUCCCAGAAUCCUGAAAAUCAGAGAGUCUUCCACAUUCAUGAAGCAUGUUCACCUAUACACGUGAAUCAUGUUCGAGAUAAGUUGCGGGAGAUAGUAGGAGCAUCCACAAACUGGAGAGACCACGUGAAAGCAAUGGAAGAAAGAAAAUUACUCCAGAGUUUUUUGGCUAAGUCACAGGAAGAACUGCCGCCUCGGAGAAUGAAAGACAGUUAUGUUGAAGUUCUCUUGCCUUUGGGCAGUCAGCCUGAAUUACGAGAGAAAUAUCUGACUGUUCAAAAUGCCAUAAGAUUUGGCAGGAUUCUUGAGGAUCUUGACAGCUUAGGAGUUCUUAUUUGCUACAUGCAUACCAAAAUGCAUUCGACUAAGAUGUCUCCUUUAUCAAUAGUUACAGCUCUGGUGGACAAGAUUGAUAUGCAUAAGAAGUGCCUAAGCCCAGAACAGGACAUCAAGUUCUGUGGCCACGUUAGCUGGGUUGGGAAGACAUCUAUGGAAGUGAAGAUGCAAAUGUUCCAGUUACAUGGCAAUGAAUUUUGUCCUGUUUUGGAAGCAACAUUUGUAAUGGUGGCUCGUGAUUCUGAAAAUAAACGGUCGGCAUUUGUAAAUCCACUCAUCCCUGAAGGCCCCGAGGAAGAAGAGCUCUUUAGACAAGGAGAAUUCAAUAAGGGGAGAAGGGUGGCCUUUAGCUCCGCAUCAUUACUGAAAAUGGCUCCCAGUGCUGAAGAGAGGAUGACCAUACACGAGAUGUUUCUUAACACGCUGGAUCCAAAGACUAUAAGUUUUCGAAGUCGAGUCUUGCCCCGUAAUGCAGUGUGGAUGGAGAAUUCAAAACUGAAGAGCUUGGAAAUUUGCCACCCUCAGGAGAGGAACAUUUUCAAUCGGAUCUUUGGUGGUUUCCUCAUGAGGAAAGCAUAUGAACUUGGAUGGGCUACUGCUUGUAACUUUGGUGGUUCCCGACCAUUUGUAGUAGCAGUGGAUGAUAUCAUGUUUCAGAAACCUGUUGAGGUCGGAUCCUUGCUGUUCCUUUCUUCCCAGGUUUGCUAUACUCAAGGCAAUUACAUUCAAGUCAGAGUCCACAGUGAAGUGGCCACCCUGCAAAAUAAAGAGCAUACAACCACCAAUGUCUUUCAUUUCACGUUCAUGUCGGAGAAAGAAGUGCCCCUGGUUUUCCCCAGAACAUACGGAGAGUCCAUGUUGUAUUUAGAUGGGCAGCGGCAUUUUAACUCCAUGAGUGCACCGGUGGCCUUGAGAAAUGACUACCUUGUGGAGCCGUAGGGAAACCCACGCUUGGUGAAGACCAGCCUUUCUCAGUGACAUAGAGCCUAAUGAAGGCCUCAUCAUGUGUAUUGGUUUUAGUGUUUAUGCUCAUUCUCCACAGAGAGAAAGAAUGUGUUCCACUUUUUAGGGUGAUUACAAAAGCAGAGUGAGAGAGUGGCGGGGUGGGGCAGAGAGAGAGAAUUAUUAAAUAAUAAACACUUUCAAAACAA
Molecule: messenger RNA, 1744 nt
Organism: Phyllostomus discolor (pale spear-nosed bat)
Lineage: Eukaryota; Metazoa; Chordata; Mammalia; Chiroptera; Phyllostomidae
Gene: ACOT9
Product: acyl-CoA thioesterase 9
Exons: 16
Coding region: 186-1532 (448 amino acids)
Biological process (GO): acyl-CoA metabolic process
Cellular component (GO): mitochondrion
Molecular function (GO): fatty acyl-CoA hydrolase activity
Source: RefSeq, a predicted model, not a curated record